GUGGCUGCUUUUGCCUCCACGUUUGUAUGACGGCCAAUCGAACCACCCGCGCCACCUGACUGCAGCAUCUGCGCAGGUCCUCUUCCUUUCUCUCAGCCUAGAACAAGACCGACCCGAGGCCCAACCUUCUUCUCUCACACUUGUCCCUUUCGUUCUAUUUGCAUGCACUCACCAGCAUUUGGUCUUACGGGUCCAUUCUUCUUCUCAUGUUUGACUUUUAAGGCUGCAGGUCUUGUAGUUUACGAACGUCAUUACUCUACCCAUUCGUUCAUUGACUCAUAAGCUCCAGGGUGGCUCAACGGCAAUUUUGAGCUCUUCAGGGCUGGCAGCACCUUUUAUUGACCAUCAACCACCCAUCGCCACGUUCAUUUUCAGGACAGGCUUUCUCCCUCACGCUCAGUCUCUCUUGUGCCUGAUCUAACCUGAAAAGAGGAAAAUGGCUGAUGCGGAGGAACCUCAACAUUUCAACUCGCUGGCUGAGAGAAUCGCCGCACUAAAUAAACAGCCCAACUUCACCGAGCCCAAGAAGAAGCCGCCACCGCCGCCACCCUCGAAUCAGCAGCGUCCGUCAUCGCGCACGCCUGCUCAGACACAGGCACAGGCACAGGCACAGGCAACAGCCUCACCUCCUCUGAACGGUCAUGCUCAGGCCACAUCUCCCGCCCUGCCAGCUCGUCCGGUAAAGAAGGCGUCACCGUCUGUUCUUCCUCAGAGGACCAACACGGACAUCGUUAGCCAUGGCCAUAUGCCAUCACCACCAACCCGUGGCCUUGCGCCUCCGUUGCCCAGACGGGAUUCCGAGCAGACCAAGACGUCUCCUGCCCUGCCGCCUAGGAGGCCGUCAACUCAAUCGCUAGGCCCUCGUCGAGGCUCGAACGAGUCCAUCAGGUCGACCAUGUCGUCCCUCUCCCUAAACAACAGCAUCCUCUCAACGGCCACCAGCGUUGGCUCCACUGACGGCCGGAGACUACCACCGCCCUUGGAACAGGCCAAACUGCCACCCCUUCCGCCGUCAAGGAAAGAGCGAGAAGCCGCCCAGGCACAGGAGGCCGAGGACGCCAGGGCAGCCACUGCUGCAAAGAUCACUCUGAACUCCGGCCCUCUCUGCCACCCCGGCUGCCUAACAGACCAGCCCGAUCGCCCGGCAUACUGGAGGCCGAGGAACCGCCUCCAAACCUUCCCACACGACGGCUGCCCCCUCCGCCCGCCAACCAGCACUGCCCCGCCUCCCCCAGUGCCUCUUGCGUCACGCCCCAGCGCGGCACAGGUCGACGCGGCAGCCUCCAGAGGCGCUGCACAACAACAGCAGGCAUCAUGUCUGAUCUGUCGAGACUUCACCGGGCCAGAUGGUGUUGCCGCCCAGUAUCCUCCUUCCGUCAUCGAUCGUGGCGACCCCAUCGGCUACCUCGCCCAUCACCUCUGCGGGCCCUUUCCCUCGCCCACUGACAAGGCCCGCGCCAUAUUCACGUGGUGCCAUCAUAAUAUUGAUUACGACGUUGCAGGCUUCUUUGCCGGGUGUCCUGCUCGGGGCACGGCGAGCGAGACCGUCUUCUCAGGAAAAGCGGUCUGCGAGGGUUAUGCCCGGACGUAUGAGGCUAUUGCCAAGCGCGCAGGGCUGGAAUGCAUCGUUGUGGGAGGUCAUGGAAAGGGUUUCGGUUUUGAGCCUGUGAAGGAUGGCCAGCCGCCUCCACCGCGAAAAGCUACAGGGCACGCCUGGAACGCCGUCCGUAUUGACAAUGGUCACUGGAAGCUGAUCGACCCAUGUUGGGGCGCCGGCCAUCUGGAUGGACAAUCCUACAAGCGAGCAUUCAACCCCCAGCAGUUCACGAUGAGCAAUGAGAUUUUCGGGUGGAGGCACUUCCCAGAGGACAGCCGGUAUUCCUACCGUGAUGACAGACGUGCCCUGUCAUGGGAGGAGUAUAUCAUGGGCCCUACAGGCGGGGAGCGUCCUCGCUGGUUCGGCAGCACUGUCGAGGAGGGCAUAUCCGAGUGGAAUGCGUCCCCUCCGCACAAGGAGAUCCCGGUAUAUAGCGGUGAGAUGGUCCGUUUCCAAUUCGCUAAGUUGUGCGAGCACUGGACGGCCGAGAGGAACGGAAGGGGCAAGCCUAGGCUCCUGAUGAUGAACAUCCACGGUGUAGACGGGAGAAAGAAAGACCAGGUGCCACUGGACUCGGACGGGUUCUGGUGGUGGUGUGACAUCCCGGCAAGAGAUCUGGGCAGCCCUGGACAGAAGGUACAGCUCUAUGGCCUCAAUGUGCUGAAUGGUAAGGAUGCUAUGGGGGUUACCAAGCAAGAGUUCCAAAGGUUUUGCGGAGUGGGAGCUCGUGUGAGGAUGAUUGCAUAG
Molecule: messenger RNA, 2344 nt
Organism: Cryphonectria parasitica EP155
Lineage: Eukaryota; Fungi; Ascomycota; Sordariomycetes; Diaporthales; Cryphonectriaceae
Exons: 5
Coding region: 437-2344 (635 amino acids)
Source: RefSeq, a predicted model, not a curated record